Molecule: messenger RNA, 4062 nt
Organism: Oncorhynchus nerka (sockeye salmon)
Lineage: Eukaryota; Metazoa; Chordata; Actinopteri; Salmoniformes; Salmonidae
Product: butyrophilin subfamily 3 member A1-like
Exons: 12
Coding region: 174-1670 (498 amino acids)
Biological process (GO): T cell receptor signaling pathway; regulation of cytokine production
Cellular component (GO): external side of plasma membrane
Molecular function (GO): signaling receptor binding
Source: RefSeq, a predicted model, not a curated record
AUAAACUGUUCUAUCUUCAUUCUCUCCUACAGAGCAGAACACAAAAUACGGUGUGAUAUGCUAGCUGGUCAUGAAUCUAUAGGAAUAUCAGUGCAUUCCAAAGCCACAGAGGUUUGACGUCGCAACACCUGGAAAUGUAUGUUACUACAACGACUUGAAAUUGAAGAAGAGUGAUGUGUUCAGGUUUGUCUUUGAGGGUGAUGAUACUGGCAGCUCUCACCGUUCCCAUCAUAGUCCAAAGUCCUGAAAUCUUCACCUUGUCGGUCCCACACGGUCCAAUCACGACCUGGUUGAACUCCUCCGUUUCUUUAUCUUGUGAACUUUCACCUCUCUUCAAUGCGGAGCCAUUGGAGGUGCGCUGGUACAGGGCCAAAGACUUUGACUCAACUGCCUUGUUGUACAAAGAUCGCAAGAUCCACGAGGCCCCUGUGGACCCCCGGUACAGGGGCAGGGUGUCUCUAACUGGGGGGCUGGAGAGAGGGAGCGUGUCCCUGACACUGGAGAGGGUCACACUGGUAGACAGGGGGGAGUAUGUGUGCUAUGUUAGCAGUGAACAGUGGUAUGAAAAGGCCAUUGUACUCCUCACAGUGAAUGUAACAGGUAGUGAACCAGUUCUCUCUGUAGCUAAAGCAAGAGGAGGCGGAGGUCAGGUGAACGUCACCUGUUCAUCAGAGGGCUGGUCACCACAACCUAAACUCACCUGGAGAAACAAAGAGGGGACAGAGAUCAGAUAUGAACAAGUACUCAACACCACUGAUCCUCAGGGCUUGGUGAGUGUCAGUAGCUGGCUGCUGUAUUCUCCAUCAGACUCAGAUUGGCUCUCCUGUACAGUCUCUCUGUCUGGGGAGAGGCGAGAGAGCAGAGUCAUGCCAAGAGCUCCAAUGGAAGGACAUUGGAGCCUUGGUGCCUUCAUGACAUUACUGUUCAUCAAUCUACUAGUAAUCUUCACUCUAAUUGGACUCUACGUCUGGAACAAAAAAACAGGGUUCAUCAGGUUGUCAACGUCAGAGAAAAAUGACAAUGCAGAGGGUGAAACCGAGUCUAAUGAGAGGCCAGCAGAAGAGGCAAAUCUUCUUGAAGGUGUAAAGAAAACUGAUAUGGAAAAAGCAACACAGACAGAAUUUUUCCUGAAAGAAAGUGCUACGCAAACUGCACUGAGAGAAUCAUUCCCAAAAGUGGACAUCACAUUGGACCCACUGACUGCUCACUCUUCGCAAUUUGUGUCUUGCAGUAAAAAGAUGGUUCAUUGUAAAAAAGAAAGAGAUCAAGCUUCCACAACUCACUUUGUCCUUAGUGAGAACAAAUUCAGCUCAGGACAGAUAUACUGGGAAGUGGUGGUGGAUUCAAAGUGUAAACAGCCAUGGUAUGUUGGGGUAACCACCAUUAACAAGGCUAUUGUCCCCUUAAACCCUGGGAAUGGUUUCUGGGUGCUUCGCUAUAAAAAGGGAAACGGUUAUUGUGUCUCUACAGACCCUCCAACACAAUUCUCUGGAAAUGAAAACCUGGAAACACUAGGAGUGUUCUUAGAUUGUGACAGACAGAGUCUUUCCUUUUAUGAUGCUGAUUCAGGAGUACAUCUGUACAGUUUUGCUGACGUGUCAUCUUGCUCUAACACAUUCUUUGCUGCAUUUAGCCCUGGAUUCGACCAAGUUCCCUUCACAAUUAAAUGAUUGUAGAUGACAAAGGUGCAAACUUCCCACAAUAAUAAUCAUGUUGGACAUGUUGGACAUGAAUAAAAAAUCCAAAUCCAAUUUUAUUUGUUACGUGUCGAACACAACAGGUGUGGACUUUACCAUGAUUUUUUUUACUCAUGAGCCCUUUGCCAACAAAGCAGAGUUAAAAAGAAAACAAUUAGCAAAGAAAAUAAUGAAAUAUUUACAUAGUAAAACAACAAUAAUGAGACUAUAUACAAGAAGUACCGGUAUCGAGUCAAUGUGCAGGAGUUUAGGUAAUUGAGGUAAUACAGUGUACAUGUAUAUAUGUAAUACAGUGUACAUGUAUAUAUGUACAUGUAGGCCGGGGUAAAAAUUACUAGGCAAUCAGGAUAAAUGAACAUAGUAGCAGCAGUAUAUUUGAUACCUCUCAAGCUUAGCCUUUUGUUAACAACACUGUCAUCUCAGAUUUUCAAAAUAUGCUUCUCAACCAUAGCAAAACAAGCAUUUGUGUAACAGUAUUGAUAGCUAGCAUAGCAUUUAGCGUUAGCAUUCAGCAGGCAACAUUUUCACAAAAAACAGAAAAGCAUUCAAAUAACAUCAUUUACAUUUGAAGAACUUCGGAUGUUUUCAAUGGGGAGACUCUCAGUUAGAUAGCAAAUGUUCAGUUUUUCCUGAAAGAUUAUUUGUUUAGGAGAAAUCGCUCCGUUUUGUUCAUCACGUUUAGCUACGAAAAAAACCUGUAUCCAGGAGUGUAAUCCUAUUCGCAAGCUCAUUAGCAUAACACAACGUUAACUAUUCAUGAAAAUCGCAAAUGAAAUGAAAUCAAUAUGCUAGCUCUCAAGCUUAGCCUUUUGUUAACAACACUGUCAUCUCAGAUUUUCAAAAUAUGCUUCUCAACCAUAGCAAAACAAGCAUUUGUGUAACAGUAUUGAUACCUAGCGUAGCAUUUAGCGUAGCAUUUAGCGUUAGCAUUCAGCAGGCAACAUUUUCACAAAAACCAGAAAAGCAUUCCAAAAAAAUUAUUUACCUUUGAAGAACUUCGGAUGUUUUCAAUGAGGAGACUCUCAGUUAGAUAGCAAAUGUUCAGUUUGUCCCAAAAUAUUCUUUGUAUAGGAGAAAUUGCUCCGUUUGGAACAUCACGUUUGGCUACCAAAAAAAAACGAAAAUUCAGUCAUCAAAACGCCAAACUUUUUUCCAAAUUAACUCCAUAAUAUCGACUGAAACAUGGCAAACGUUGUUUAGAAUCAAUCCUCAAGGUGUUUUUCACUUAUCUCUUCGAUGAUAUAUCGUUCGUGGAAGUGUGCUUUCCCCUCUGAAUCCCUUGGGAAAAUGCCUGCAGCUGAAGAUUACGCACCAAUUUAGACAAAGGACACCGGGCGGACACCUGGUAAAUGUAGUCUCUUAUGGCCAAUCUUCCAAUGAUAUGCCUACAAACACGUCACAAUGCUGCAGACAUCUUGGGGAAACGACAGAAAGGGCAGGCUCAUUCCUGGCACAUUCACAGCCAUAUAAGGAGACAAUGGAAAACAGAGCCUCAAAAAUUCUGCUCAUUUCCUGUUUGAAGUUUCAUCUUGGUUUCGCCUGUAGCAUCAGUUCUGUGGCACUCACAGAUAAUAUCUUUGCAGUUUUGGAAACGUCAGAGUGUUUUCUUUCCAAAGCUGUCAAUUAUAUUCAUAGUCGAGCAUUUUUUUGUGACAAAAUAUUGCGCUUAAAACGGGUACGUUUUUUUAAUCCAAUAAUGAAAUAGCGCCCCCAUAGGUUGAAGAGGUUAAAGCUCUCGUGAAGGCCGUGAGGCCGAUACGUAAAGCUUAUUAAAGACCAGUGAUACUAGCUAGAGCAGUGUGCGGGUCUUUCUUUUUCUUCUCUACUUGUUUGUAUUGACAUAGUGUUCUUAUUCUGUUUUUUCACUUUAUUUUUUAUUGAACAUUUCAUAAAUAUUGUGCUGUUUGAAAGGAGAGCUUGUAAAUAAGCAUUCUGUUGUGCUGUGUACAUUACGCUGUAUCGUGUGCACAUUAAAAAAUUUACUUUGAUAUGAUUUGAUUUCACAACAAUGUAUAGUGUUCUACAUGCAGUAAGAUUAUUGAUGUAAAAUAAAGUGUCUGUCUACAAAAUUAUUCAAUUCUGAAUGGUUGACAUUGUGUACAUAAAACAUUCGUUAAACAUCCUGAUAUUGCAUACAGUAAUGACUUUAUAAAAACCACAGUGCUGUUGCCAUAGUCUACAGGUACACAUUGACUUUGAAGAUACUGCAAAUUGUGGACAUAAUUUUACAGGUCAGCUGACACAACAAACUUUGAAAAAAUCCAGAGCAACACCUCAACUCAUUAGUCUAUUGUUUGAUGAUGGCCAAACAGCUUUAAAACAUUUGUUAUAUACUUGUUUCCUUGUGAAUGAUUAAAUAAGCAUA